Pogoniulus pusillus (Red-fronted tinkerbird) is the source of this 2670-nucleotide messenger RNA. RefSeq names its product calcium voltage-gated channel auxiliary subunit beta 3 (gene CACNB3). Gene Ontology annotation, molecular function: protein binding; voltage-gated calcium channel activity. Gene Ontology annotation, cellular component: voltage-gated calcium channel complex. NCBI's taxonomy places the organism in Eukaryota, Metazoa, Chordata, Aves, Piciformes, Lybiidae. Gene Ontology annotation, biological process: calcium ion transmembrane transport. The transcript is spliced from 14 exons. Bases 94 to 1623 code for a protein of 509 amino acids. The record is from RefSeq and is a predicted model, not a curated record.
GGAGCGCGGCAGUGGCGGCGACGGCGACGCGGCCCUUCCCGGCGGAGCGGCGCGGCCCGGGGAUCCCGGGGGCUCCGGUGGGUGCCGCCGGGAAUGUCCGCCCCGGUUCAGCCGGUCGCUCCCGGCUCCUUCCAGAGCCCCCGGAGGCUCCCGAAGCGCAAGAGCCGCUUCAAGCGCUCGGACGGCAGCACUUCGUCCGACACCACCUCCAGCAUCCUCCGCAGGCAGGGCUCGGCGGACUCCUACACCAGCCGCCCCUCCCUGGACUCCGACGUGUCCCUGGAGGAGGACCGUGAGGGUGCCAGGCGCGAAGUGGAGAGCCAGGCUCAGCAGCAGCUGGAGAGGGCCAAGCACAAGCCAGUCGCCUUUGCCGUCCGCACCAAUGUCAGCUACUGCGGGGCGCUGGACGAGGAGUGCCCGGUGCAGGGAGCCGCCAUCAACUUCGAAGCCAAAGAUUUCCUGCACAUCAAGGAGAAAUACAGCAAUGAUUGGUGGAUUGGGCGCCUAGUGAAGGAGGGGGGGGACAUCGCCUUCAUCCCCAGCCCCCAGCGCCUGGAAGCCAUGAGGCUCAAACAGGAGCAGAAAGCCAGGAGAGCUGGCAACAUCUCGGGCCUUGGCGACAGCGGGAACCGGCGAUCGCCUCCCCCCUCCUUAGCCAAGCAGAAGCAGAAGCAGACACAGCACAUCCCACCCUACGAUGUGGUCCCCUCCAUGCGGCCUGUGGUGCUGGUGGGGCCCUCGCUGAAAGGCUAUGAGGUCACCGACAUGAUGCAGAAAGCUCUCUUCGACUUCCUCAAGCACAGAUUCGACGGCAGGAUCUCCAUCACUCACAUCACGGCUGACCUCUCGCUGGCCAAACGCUCCAUCCUCAACAACCUGGGCAAGCAGGCGAUCCUGGAGCGCUCCACCGCCCGCUCCAGCAUCGCCGAGGUGCAGAGCGAGAUCGAGCGCAUCUUCGAGCUGGCCAAGUCCCUGCAGCUGGUGGUGCUGGAUGCCGACACCAUCAACCACCCUGCCCAGCUGGCCAAGACCUCCCUGGCACCCAUCAUCGUCUACGUCAAGGUCUCCUCGCCCAAGGUCCUCCAGCGACUCAUCAAGUCCCGCGGCAAGUCCCAGGUGAAACAUCUCAACGUGCAGAUGAUGGCAGCCGACAAACUGGUGCAGUGCCCCCCGGAGCUCUUCGACGUCAUCCUGGACGAGAACCAGCUGGAGGAUGCCUGCGAGCACCUGGCCGAGUACCUGGAGGUUUACUGGCGAGCCACACACCACCCCCCGCACGCCCCCCACGCCGUGCCCUCACCCACCGGCCUGCCCGGCCUGCAGAGCCAGCAGCUGCUGGGGGAGCGUGGGGAGCACUCACCGCUGGAACACGACAGCCUCAUGCCCUCGGAUGAGGCUGGGGAGACUUCCCCCCAACCCUGGGGGGGAGCCACGUCUCAGCGUAGCUCCCGGCACAUGGAAGAGGAAGAGGAGGAGUACGGAGACCCUUACCCCGACAUCUACCAGCCCCACCGGCACCACAACAGCGGCAUGCAGGGCUCCGGCGCGUCCGAACGCCAACCCGAGCGCAACCACGACCGCAGCUGGCAGCGCAGCCGGCCCUGGGCCAAGGACAGCUACUAAAGGGGUGGGGGAAGGGAAAAGGGGCAGAGGGGCACGGCUGGGAACCGGCCCCACCCCCUCACCUCCCCCCACCGCCUCAAGUCCUGCUCUGAGAGUUUCUCUCCUCCUCCUCCUCCUCUCCUCCACAGCCCCUCGCUGGGGGUGCUCAGACAAUCUCCUGCUCUCGGGGAAACUCCUCCAGGCAGCUUCCUCCAGCCCCGGGCAACGUCUUCAGCCAUAAGCACAGUGUAGGGGCAUGGGGGAGAUGGAAAGGGGGGGGGGUGGGCAGGAUGCCCUGAGGCAUCAUUCCCCUCCCCCCCUCUUCAACAAGCUCUUGGGGACCUGGGGACAGUCAUCUGCCUUCUCCUCCCUGCCUCAGUUUCCCUGCUUGGCAUCAACUCUUCCCUCCCCCCCCAGCAUCGCAGGUUGCCUCAUUCCCUGCAGGGGCAGUGGCCAUAAGCAGACGGUGCCACCCCCACCCCCACCUGCCCCCUUAAAAAGACCUGCGGGUUGCAGAGGUCACACAGGCAGAGUUUUACAUCCCCCACCCCUACCCCGAGGAUUGAGGAAGAAGAGGAAGGUGCCAGCCCCCACCCCUGCCCCUCUGCAUGGACCCCCUGGCAGGAGGGGCCUGCACCGAUCGCUUCGCUCCGCACCGACGUCCACCUCGUCCUGCUCACCGCAGUCCAACCCCUUCCUGACCCCCCCCCUAAACCCUGUAGGGGAACAGGGCGGGGUCUGGCCGGCCCCCGCAUGUGGCAGGGGGGGCGGGGUGGGGGCUCCUCCACACCUGCAUUUGCUGCCCUUUGUGUCCCCAUCUCUCCCUUCCCCCGGUAGCUGUCAGCGCACGUCACAGGUCCUGUAAAUAGGUCCCCACUGCCCUGGGUUGGGGUCGCUCGGGCAGAGGGUCUGACCCCCUCCCCCCCCCGCCCACGGCCUCCCCUCCGACCCUGCCACCACCGAGGACCUUCCUGGGGGGGUGAGUGGCACAGAUUUGUUACAAUUUCUUUUGUAGAAAGCACCAAUUUCCCUGUAACCGGUUUCGGAAACACAAAAGAAGUGCUCGGA